Messenger RNA from Oncorhynchus kisutch (coho salmon), 2977 nucleotides. RefSeq names its product interactor protein for cytohesin exchange factors 1. The coding region runs from base 50 to 1492 and encodes 480 amino acids. Lineage: Eukaryota; Metazoa; Chordata; Actinopteri; Salmoniformes; Salmonidae. The record is from RefSeq and is a predicted model, not a curated record. The transcript has 11 exons.
UUAACUCGGCGGACAACUUCAGACUCACUGCUACUAUUAUUGCAACCUAAUGUUCACCAACGUUUUAGCGGGGAUUCGCCGUUGUAAGCGCAAGUUGUCCUUCAACAGAGACGUUAUCCGCACUAAAAUACGUAUUUUCAUAUCUAAAUUGCAGGCUGCCUUCCCUAUAUCUCUGGCUCCCUCCAUGGCAGGUGAUGACUACAACCCUGUUUCCCUGAGACAGAAACCCAAGAGGAAGACUCGAGGAGGCAAUGUGGCAAUGAGCAGACGGAGGGUCUCGGUUAAAGAGCUGGGGGAGUCGGACUACCAGGGCUGGCUCUACAGGAAGAAAGAAGGAAAGGCCUUCCUGGGUUUCAAAUGGAAAAAGUACUGGUUUGUGCUGAAGAAGACUUCCCUGUACUGGUACACUACUCAACUGGCAGAGAAAGCAGAGGGAUACAUUAACCUGACUGACUUCAUCAUCGACAGAGCCUUGGAGUGCAAGAAAAAAUAUGCCAUCAAAGCAUGUCACCCGCAAGUCAUGAUGUUUUACUUUGCAGCUGAUACCUACGAGGAGAUGAACGUUUGGUUGAAUAAGCUUGGGCUUGCUUCAAUACAAUACGUACCAACAGAGAGCAACACUGCUGAGUGCUACAGUGAGGAAAGUGAUCAUGAGGAGGCUGAGACGACAGAGGCUCCCCCUCCCCCAUACUCUGAGCCGAUGAACAAGGGCUCUGUGGAUGGUCCACCUGGCAGUGGACAUCAGGGUACCCUCCCUCCCCCCUACUCCUCUCCCCUUCCCAGUGAGACCAAUGGCUCCUUCUCCUCACCUGUCAGCACAAUGACAUCACAGAGUUCCGUGUCCUCACUGGCCAAGCAUCGUCAGUCCUGGCUGGACCUGGUCUCGCAGGCCUCUCCUGUUGUCGGGGAAACGGUGGUGUGCUCUGUGCAGGUCCACACACAUCGGCCCCCACAUAAUCAAGAGAACGAGGGGCCCCUACAGCACCACCAGGAGGCUUCAUCCUACCAGGACCCUCCAGGCAGCACAGCCAGGGAGGAGGACUUUAACCCCAGGGAGCAGAUAGAGGAGGUGGCUGUGCUAGAAAUAGGGACAGAAGAUGUGAACCAUGAAGCCACAUCUGAUGAGAUGGAGAGACUGUACAUCCACAUCAAGCAGGCCAACCUCUCUCCCAUAGGAGACCGCAAACCAUCCACCAAGAGGGACUUCAGAGCCUCCUUUAUAAAGAGAUGCAAAAACCAGGACGUUAACGAGAAACUGCACCUCAUCAGGACCCUCAACAGCACGCUAAAGGCAAAGGAGGCAGACCUGUUGACCAUUGAGCAGGUGCUGUCAGAACCCACCCCCUCCAGAUUCAGGGAAUGGAAAAAGGUCAACACGCCUCUGCUCCAGGAGAUCUGUCUCAAGCAUGGACACCAGGUGGCAGCAGAGGUAGAGCCCUCCGCAGCAGCAGCCAAUGCCAUUGCUGUCCCCUUUGUAGAGACCAGUUUAUAAUGGAGUAGGAUGUAGUUGCCCCUUAACACUGAUCUAAGGUCAGUGUUGAGUUUACCCCACUAAUGCUUAUGGGUAAGAUUUGGGAUGGAUGAGCAGAUUGCGUUCAUGUGCCUAUGGGUAACUUUUACUCAGAAUGUUUAUAAGACUCACUGCCGUUAAUGUCUACCCAUAACCCAGUAGCACUAAGAGUUGUUCACAGGCAGCCUGGUCUCAUAGUAAACAUAAAUCCAGGAUGCUGAAAUUAGCAUGAUAUGUUACGUUUGGUUACAUAAGAUAGAAGAUUACUUAAGAUAAAAAAAGAAAGAGGGUGGUUUGUCGGGUGGAUCAUGGAAGAGUGGGUGUAUAACGCGAACGUCUAACAACCCAAAGGUUGCGUCUUCAAAUUACACCAAAGGCAACUUUUGCAUUUGAGCUAAUUAGUAACUUUAACUACUUGCUACUUUGCAACUACUAAACAUGUUAGCUAACCCUUUAGCUUAACUCCUAACCUUAACCCUUAGGUUAGCUAGGUGGCUAAUGCUAGCUAGGCUAACGAAUUGCAAUUCGUAACAUAUCAUAUGAAUUGUAAUUCAUGGCAUAUCAUCCGAAAUUGAUUGGCAGCCACAAAUUAAUACAUAUCAUACUAAAUGAAGGAAGACAGAUUUACAUUUUCUAUGAUUUACGUUUACUAUUGCUCCUACCACCAUGUCCAGGUUGACACAGGCCGCAUUUUUAACUAACUACAUAUGAUUGGAAGCAGCUCAUGUGUUGACUCUCCACUAAGUGGAAUCAUAAGAGGAAAGUGUAUUUUUUAAAGUUGGAGUUGAUGCAAACAUUGUAUUGUUGAUUGGAUGACAUUAUAUGGUUUUAUAUUGUUUAUGUUGUCAUUUAUCUUUUUAGGUUUAGAGAUGUAACAAUUUACGUUUUCGUCUGUUGUGAUAUGUACAGUGUUUGCUUGCAUUUGUGUUAUCUCAAGUAGUGAGUGAUGGAACAUUGGGUAGAUGUGUCCAUCUCUGAAAGCUAAUUUCCACAAGUGUUUGUUAUUUUGCAACAUGUUCAGUUGCCUAUAGGACAAGGUUUUAUUUUCUAAUAGUUUUACAAACAGUUCAACAAACUUGCACUGCCUUGAAAUGUACAGUAUGUAAGCUUUUGAUACAAACUUCUGUGUCUGUUAUCUUGGUUAUAUUUUGAUCAUGAUAUCUUUGUGGUUUUCCUAGAGACAUUUGAUCAUUCAACAUUGCUGUAUGUGAUAGCUGUUACAUUCAGGUCCUGAUACUUUCAUGGAGACGUUGUUAUGUAAGCAUUCCAUGUUGUGCCAGCAACAAUGAAUCCUGAAUUGUAAUUUAUAUGAUUUAGCUGUGGAAAAUAUUUUGUUGUUUUAGCAUUGUAAAUAAAGUCAUUGUACAUAGGUAUAAAGUGUGUACAGUUCUAUUGUAUUUUAAUUGGUACAUUUUCAUUAAGUGACUGUAUCGAAAGAGUAAUAAAGAGUUCAAAUGCUCUGCAUUA